AUGUCCAAACAUUGGACUAAACCUUAUAAUAUAUGGCUGAGAUGCAUCAGGGGAUCAGAAAACUGUCUAUUAUAUGAACUUCAAUCAUUUGGAAUCAGCAAUAAUCUGUUAAUCAAAGACCGUGGAGGGAUAACAUUCUUGAAUGGAACUAUACAUCAGCUAUACUUCUUGUCGUAUUUUUCCAGGAUUUCUACCGGAAUCUUCAUUGAAGCUGCAAAAUUUCAAAUUGUAGACAAAGAUAGUUUUCGUAAAGGAUGUAACGACGUCAACUGGCUUGAAUUCAUUAACACAAAUAAUACAUACUCUAUAAAUUGUAAGGUUUCAGGUAGCAACCAGUUUAUAAAUUCUAGGAAAUACGGGUCUCAGCUAAUUAAAGAUUGUAUUAACGACUAUUUUAGAGAUUGCCUAAAUAAACUCCCUCCGAAAUUGGAUUUAAAGAAACCAGAAAUCAAAUUUGAACUACAUAUAAGUGAUUCUUUUGGUGCAAAACUAUUUGUAGACGCAGUUGGUACAUCUUUAUCAGCAAGAUCAUACCGAUAUAAAACAAAAAUAUCUGAUAUAGAUCCUACUCUGGUCUGCUCACUUCUUUUUGAUGUAGGCUAUUUCUCAUUCUCUGAAACACCUUUUCUCAUCGAAGAAUAUUCUAAGAUAUGCACCACAUACUAUAAUACACUAUCUGAAGACAUUGCAUCUUUACUAGAUAAUCGCAGUUUUCAACCACCCGAUUCUAAACACGAAAACAAAACUAUAGUUGACUUAUUUUCCGGAUCUGGAACGUUUUUGAUAGAAUCAGCAUUAUAUUUUGCAAAAAUUCCUCCAGGGUCGCACAUAAAAUCAUUUUCAUUCCAAAGGUUUCCAAUUUUUGAUGAAAUGGCCUUUUGUCUACUCAAAGAGUAUUCAACAUAUAAAAAAAUUAAACAAGGCUCCCCAGAAUGGGAAAUACUAAAAGGUAACUUCAUUGGAAUAGAGAAAGAUUGGGAAAAGUUGGAGAAUUUAUUGCAUUCAGCUAAAAAUGCUGGAAUAAUAGAACUUCUAACUUUGAAUCAGGCUAAUUAUUUGAAGGAUGGUCUAGCAGAUUGUAUUUCCAAUAAAUUCAUCCCAAAAAAGUGGGAAUAUAUGAUUCUACAACUUCCAAAAAUGUUUGAUAUUGAAGCUUUAAAAUCUAAAACAUUAAACCAACAAGUUCCGAAUAUGGUGGCGUUAAACCCCGAUGGAAAUGUUACCUUGAGACAGGGCAUGAAACCAGCUAAUAAAAACAAUACAUCUCCAGAAAGAUAUUAUAAACUUCUGAAAAAUUUGUCAAAAAUUAAAAACAAAUUCUUUGCAUCAACAGUCAAAAUGGUUUUAGUGAUGCCUUCAGUAAUGAAUAGGUCUGUAGUGGAAGAUGCACUAGGAAACAAGUUAUACGGGGGAAAAAAAAUAUUCAAUAGAGGUGUUGAUAGUGUUUCGUACUAUACAAAGUAA
Messenger RNA from Theileria equi strain WA, 1464 nucleotides. RefSeq lists its product as hypothetical. Gene Ontology annotation, molecular function: rRNA (guanine-N2-)-methyltransferase activity; rRNA (guanine-N7-)-methyltransferase activity; RNA binding. The record is from RefSeq and is a predicted model, not a curated record. Bases 1 to 1464 code for a protein of 487 amino acids. Lineage: Eukaryota; Apicomplexa; Aconoidasida; Piroplasmida; Theileriidae. The transcript has 2 exons.